UGCAGGCCUUCAAAGAGGCUUCUAUGGAGUCCGGUAGAGGAGGCGCCACCACCGCUGCAGCCUCCAGCCCAGGUCCUGGGACUGCUCGCCUUUCCCGAAGGAGAGUGGAAGGAUGGAGCUGUUUGCAGGCACCAGGGUAGGUCUCCCAGCCUAGGCCAUGCUUGAACCUCGCAGAAAUGUGUCACGGAUGACCACAACAUGAUGUGGGUUCUAAAAUCUCAAGGAACACCCACUGUGCAAGUCUGCAAUGGAGAAGGCAGAAAUGGAGACUCCAAGGCCACAGCUUCCAUUCUGUCACUAACCACUCUGUAGACAUGUGCCCCCAUUGCAGGAAGUGAAUUGUACCACAGGGGAGGUUCUCGAGGCCCCCAAACCACGGGCACACUUGUCUCUCCUCCUGGAGAGAAGGUAGAACCAUGACAUUUUAUAGCUGCUGUUUGAUCCUGGUGGCUCUUGUCUGGCACACCUCUGCAUAUGGGCCUGACCAGCGAGCCCAGAAGAAAGGGGACAUUAUCCUUGGGGGACUCUUUCCUAUUCACUUCGGAGUAGCAGCCAAAGAUCAAGAUCUAAAAUCAAGGCCAGAGUCUGUGGAAUGUAUCAGGUAUAAUUUCCGUGGUUUUCGCUGGUUACAAGCUAUGAUAUUUGCCAUAGAGGAGAUAAACAGCAGUCCGGCCCUUCUCCCCAACAUGACGCUGGGGUACAGGAUAUUUGACACUUGCAACACCGUUUCCAAGGCCUUGGAGGCCACCCUGAGUUUUGUGGCCCAGAACAAAAUCGAUUCUCUGAACCUUGAUGAGUUCUGUAACUGCUCAGACCACAUCCCCUCCACCAUUGCUGUGGUGGGAGCAACUGGCUCAGGCAUCUCCACAGCGGUGGCAAACCUGCUGGGGCUCUUCUACAUUCCACAGGUCAGCUAUGCCUCCUCCAGCAGACUCCUCAGCAACAAGAACCAGUUCAAGUCCUUCCUCCGUACUAUCCCCAAUGAUGAACACCAGGCCACUGCUAUGGCGGACAUCAUCGAGUACUUCCGCUGGAACUGGGUGGGCACAAUUGCAGCUGAUGAUGACUAUGGGCGGCCAGGGAUUGAGAAGUUCCGAGAGGAAGCUGAAGAGAGGGACAUCUGCAUCGACUUCAGUGAACUCAUCUCCCAGUACUCUGAUGAGGAAGAGAUCCAGCAAGUGGUGGAGGUGAUCCAGAAUUCUACAGCUAAAGUCAUUGUUGUUUUCUCCAGUGGCCCAGACCUUGAACCUCUCAUCAAGGAGAUAGUCCGGCGCAAUAUCACAGGCAGGAUCUGGCUAGCCAGUGAGGCCUGGGCCAGCUCCUCCUUGAUCGCCAUGCCUGAGUACUUCCAUGUGGUCGGAGGUACCAUUGGAUUUGCUCUGAAGGCUGGGCAGAUUCCAGGGUUCCGGGAAUUUCUGCAGAAAGUCCAUCCCAGAAAGUCUGUCCACAAUGGUUUUGCCAAAGAGUUUUGGGAAGAAACAUUUAAUUGCCACCUCCAAGAAGGUGCUAAAGGACCUUUACCUGUGGACACCUUCCUGAGAGGUCAUGAAGAAGGUGGUGGCAGAGUAGGCAACAGCUCCACUGCCUUCCGACCCCUCUGUACAGGGGAUGAGAACAUCAGCAGUGUCGAGACCCCUUACAUGGAUUACACACAUUUACGGAUAUCCUACAACGUAUACCUAGCAGUCUACUCCAUCGCUCAUGCCUUACAAGACAUAUAUACCUGCUUACCUGGGCGAGGGCUCUUCACCAAUGGUUCCUGUGCAGACAUCAAGAAGGUCGAGGCUUGGCAGGUCCUGAAGCACCUUCGACAUCUAAACUUUACCAACAAUAUGGGCGAGCAAGUGACUUUCGAUGAGUGUGGUGAUCUGGUGGGAAACUACUCCAUCAUCAACUGGCACCUCUCCCCAGAGGAUGGCUCCAUCAUGUUUAAGGAAGUUGGGUAUUACAACGUCUAUGCCAAGAAGGGAGAGAGACUCUUCAUCAACGAGGAGAAAAUAUUGUGGAGUGGGUUCUCCAGGGAGGUGCCGUUCUCCAACUGCAGCCGAGACUGCCUGGCAGGGACCAGGAAAGGGAUCAUUGAAGGAGAACCCACCUGCUGCUUCGAGUGUGUGGAGUGUCCAGAUGGGGAGUACAGCGAUGAGACAGAUGCCAGUGCCUGUGACAAGUGCCCAGAUGACUUCUGGUCCAAUGAGAACCACACUUCCUGCAUUGCCAAGGAGAUUGAGUUUCUGUCGUGGACGGAGCCCUUUGGAAUCGCACUCACCCUCUUUGCUGUGCUGGGCAUUUUCCUGACUGCCUUUGUCCUGGGUGUCUUCAUCAAGUUCCGCAACACGCCCAUCGUCAAGGCCACUAACCGAGAGCUGUCCUACCUCCUCCUCUUCUCCCUGCUCUGCUGCUUCUCCAGCUCCCUGUUCUUCAUCGGGGAGCCCCAGGACUGGACGUGCCGCCUGCGCCAGCCGGCCUUCGGUAUCAGCUUUGUGCUCUGCAUCUCGUGCAUCCUGGUGAAGACCAACCGCGUCCUCCUGGUGUUUGAGGCCAAGAUCCCCACCAGCUUCCAUCGCAAGUGGUGGGGGCUCAACCUGCAGUUCCUGCUGGUUUUCCUCUGCACCUUCAUGCAGAUCGUCAUCUGUGUGAUCUGGCUCUACACCGCACCCCCCUCCAGCUACCGUAACCAUGAGCUAGAGGACGAGAUCAUCUUCAUCACAUGCCACGAGGGCUCGCUCAUGGCCUUGGGCUUCCUGAUUGGCUACACCUGUCUGCUGGCUGCCAUCUGCUUCUUCUUUGCCUUCAAGUCCCGGAAACUGCCGGAGAACUUCAACGAAGCCAAGUUCAUCACCUUCAGCAUGCUCAUCUUCUUCAUCGUCUGGAUCUCCUUCAUCCCGGCCUAUGCCAGCACCUACGGCAAGUUCGUCUCUGCCGUGGAGGUGAUCGCCAUCCUGGCGGCCAGUUUUGGCUUGCUGGCCUGCAUCUUCUUCAACAAGGUCUACAUCAUCCUCUUCAAGCCGGCCCGUAACACCAUCGAGGAGGUGCGCUGCAGCACCGCUGCUCACGCUUUCAAGGUGGCGGCCCGGGCCACGCUGCGCCGCAGCAACGUCUCCCGCAAGCGCUCCAGCAGCCUCGGGGGCUCCACAGGGUCCACCCCCUCAUCCUCCAUCAGCAGCAAGAGCAACAGCGAAGACCCCUUCCCACAGCCCGAGAGGCAGAAACAGCAGCACCCACUGGCCCUGACCCAGCAGGAGCCGCAGCCGCAGCAGUCGCAGCAGCCCCGGUGCAAGCAGAAGGUCAUCUUCGGCAGUGGCACAGUCACCUUCUCCCUGAGCUUUGACGAGCCUCAGAAGAACACCACCGCUCACAGGAAUUCCACACACCAGAACUCCCUGGAGACACAGAAAGGCAGCGAUGCCCUGACCAGACACCAGGCACUGCUCCCGCUGCAGUGCGGGGAGAAUGACUCAGAACCGGCCACCCAGGACACAGGCCUGCAGGGGCCUGUCGGGGGCGACCACCCGCCAGAGAUGGAGGACCCUGAAGAGAUGUCCCCAGCCCUCGUGGUAUCCAACUCACGGAGCUUUGUCAUCAGCAGUGGCAGCAGCACAGGCACAGAGAACAUCCUGCAUUCGUAAAACCGAAGGAGUCCAGUCCAGGCAAAAUCCAGAGAGGCUUCUUGGGAUCACAGGGGUCAGGAAUCACCCUGGACUCCUUCCUUCCGAGGAAGGAGAGGUACUAGAACUCCAACUGCCCAAGCGUAGUCGCACUGUUUUAAAUGACAGUGAAUUGACUAAUAUUCCCUAUAAAAAUGAAAAAAGAAGAAGAAAAAGAGCCACGUGUUUCUGUGGUGGUGUUCGUCAGGGCAUUGAGGUCGCCAUAGUCAGUCUGUCUGUCCACAUGCACUCUCUCUUCCUCUGCUCUACCCCACCCACCAGCGGACUGUGAAACCGAGACUUAAACUACCCACCUACUCCUUCCUUUUUUUCGGUCCAGUAUUGAAAUAUUGAAAUGUCUGGCCUGGAAAUCAUGGACAGCCUGGUCCAGACACAAAAAUGGCAGACUGACAGGACAUCAGCCUUGCCGUCACCAGAGAGGGGUCUGGAAAGCAGAAGGUGGACUGCCCAACACCUCAACAAUCGCAAGAACAGGAAAUGUUCAAAAAUGUCAGAGGAAUGUGGCCCCUAUUUAUGAAAACCAGAAGACACCUGGUCUCUCGCCUGCUGCUGCUAUCGUGUGACAUCUAGGUUUGCAGCCCUCCUGUUCCAGUCUGUCUGGUUUUUUUCCAGAAUGUGACAGUGAGGCCACCGUACCAAGAUCACAGAACCAUCCCGGAUUGUUGAGAAGGGACUGCAUAAAUCCACCGAGCUGUAUCUGUAAUUAAUGUUGCUAUAUGUAACUUUAUGCUUAAGAAAAUGCUUUUGCUGUAGUAGUCUGUGGACGAUAUACACUGAAAACAGGUCACAGUCUGGUUUAUAUAAGGCAGUAUUACUGAGCUCUGCUUUCCUUUUCCAUCCCACCACUCUCACUCCCGUGAGUUGAUCCUGGUAUGAGAGUCCCAGGCACCCAGAAGUUCCCUCCAUUCCUGUCCAAAGGCUCCCAGUUGUUGGCCCCCUAACCAUUGCUGAGGUAAGAAAUGUGGUUCCAAGAGAGCAUCCCCCAGACACCACUGCUGCAUUCCCUCCAGCAGUGGAGGUAAAGGCUCUGAGUGGUAUACUGCUGAAUACUCGGGCUCCAGAUUUGGAAAGACCAGGGUUCGAGCACUGGCUUAGUCACUCGCAAGUUUGGUGGCCAUAGCUGGGGAACUUGAGCCUCUGUACAUGCCAUCUUGUCUCUGCAAUGGGGUGAUCAUCAUCCUCUUCCCUCAGAGCUCUUAUGUGGAUAAAAUGAGAUCAUCUAUGUAAAGUACCUUAGCCUGGUGCCUAGUACAUCAUAAGCACUCAAUAAAUACUAGUUAACUUUAUUACUGAUACUGUAAUCAGUAUGUUUUCCUUGGCCUAAAAUACAAGAUGAAACAUUUUUUCAUUAUUCAGAUUAUCAUGACUAGCCCACUGGUAACAGUAACUUUCUCCAUAAUAAGUCCAGGAACUUUGAGACCCAGUUCAAGGCAUCAGCCUUGGUAACGUGGGCUCAAGGUGAAGAAGCCAGAAAGUGAGUCCUUCUGGUGUGCCAGGGCCCAGACGACACAGAGAAUGGCCCAUCACCAGU
Tupaia belangeri chinensis (Chinese tree shrew) is the source of this 5196-nucleotide messenger RNA. It is a transcript of the gene CASR, whose product is annotated as calcium sensing receptor. Gene Ontology annotation, molecular function: G protein-coupled receptor activity; calcium ion binding. The transcript is spliced from 7 exons. Gene Ontology annotation, biological process: intracellular calcium ion homeostasis; G protein-coupled receptor signaling pathway; detection of calcium ion. Gene Ontology annotation, cellular component: plasma membrane. The record is from RefSeq and is a predicted model, not a curated record. NCBI's taxonomy places the organism in Eukaryota, Metazoa, Chordata, Mammalia, Scandentia, Tupaiidae. The coding region runs from base 417 to 3626 and encodes 1069 amino acids.